AUGCCUGCAGCAAAGAAGCUCACGCAGUCGCAGAAGGAGAUAUUGGCGUUAUACCGGAAAGGGCUUCGGAUGAUCAAGACCAAGGAGCAGGAACACCGACGAGACUUUACCAUCUACUUGCGUUACUUCUUCAAGCAUCCGUCCUGGGGAGGUGGUCUUCGCAGAAGAGAUUUCUCUCAGAUCGAAUACAUGCAACGCAAGACGUCCAGGCUGCUCGACACCACCUUUGCGCCCAAAUCCGUCAAGCACAUCAACCUUCCAAAGGACAUUGAAGCAGACAUGCAGGAGUUCGGGCUGGCGCAUUGGCGGCGGGCCUUCCGCGACGCUAGCUCGGCUUCUUCCACGACAUCUACAGCACCAAUACCCUCACCCUCAUCCAAUUCAACGUGA
Molecule: messenger RNA, 390 nt
Organism: Pseudozyma hubeiensis SY62
Lineage: Eukaryota; Fungi; Basidiomycota; Ustilaginomycetes; Ustilaginales; Ustilaginaceae
Exons: 2
Coding region: 1-390 (129 amino acids)
Source: RefSeq, a predicted model, not a curated record